Molecule: messenger RNA, 1605 nt
Organism: Salvelinus namaycush (lake trout)
Lineage: Eukaryota; Metazoa; Chordata; Actinopteri; Salmoniformes; Salmonidae
Product: netrin-G2-like
Exons: 7
Coding region: 1-1605 (534 amino acids)
Source: RefSeq, a predicted model, not a curated record
AUGGAUGUGGUCUCUACGAGUGCCAUGUUCUCACAGGUGGUCUUUCUUCUGCACUUUGUGACUUUGACACUUGGCCAGUAUGACAUAUGCAAGAGUUUGGUUAGUAUGGAUAAUGGACAAACAUGGGAGUUUUACGCAUGCCAGCCCAAACCCACGGCUAUGAAAGAGUUCAUGCAAAUUACGGUGGAUCCCCCCGGCAUCACUUGCGGCAAUCCCCCGGAGAGGUUCUGUACUCUGGAGAACCCGUACCUGUGUAGUGACGAAUGUGACGCCUCCAACCCGGACCUGGCUCACCCUCCCCAGCUGAUGCAGGACCGUGAGAGCAGCGGCCUCAUCACCUACUGGCAGACGGUGACGUGGAGCCGCUACCCGGAGCCCCUGCUGGCCAACAUCUCCCUGGCCUGGAACAAGAGCUUGGAGCUGACCGAUGACAUCCAGGUCACUUUCGAGUAUGGCCGCCCCACCGUCAUGGUGCUGGACAAGUCCCUGGACAAAGGGCGCACCUGGCAGCCCUACCAGUUUUACGCCGACGACUGCAUGGACGCCUUCGACAUGCCCGCCAAGCAGGUGCAGGACCUGUCGGCGACAAACGUGACUCGGGUCAUCUGUACCGAGCAGUACUCUCGCUGGGUGGGCUCCAAGAACGAGAAGGUGCUGCGCUUCGAGGUGAUGGCGCGCUUUGCUAUCUUCGCAGGGCCCAAGCUGCUCAAUAUGGACAGUCUGUACACACGCAUGGAGAGUAUGAAGGGCCUGAGGGACUUCUUCACCUUCACCAACCUGAGACUGAGGCUGCUGAAGCCGGCCUUGGGGGGAACCUACGUCCAGAGAGACAACCUUCUCAAAUACUUCUACGCCAUAUCCAACAUAGAUGUACCAGCCAGGUGUAAGUGUAACCUCCAUGCUGGCCAGUGCACCUUUCGGGAGGGCAGCCUGCAGUGUGACUGUGAGCACAAUACGACAGGCCAGGACUGCACUCGCUGUGAGAGGGGCUUCAAAGCCAAGUCAUGGAAACCUGGAUCCUACCUACCCACCCCCAACGGAUCCCCCAAUACCUGUGAGGCUGCUGGGACUCUUGGCAACUGUGAGUGCUAUGGCCACUCGAACCGCUGCAGUUAUAUUGACUUUAUCAACAUCGUGACUUGUGUCAGCUGCAAACACAACACUAGGGGGCAGAACUGUCAGCACUGUCGACUGGGAUACUUCCGGAAUAUCUCUGCCGAGCUGGACGAUGACAACGUUUGUAUAGAGUGUAACUGUAACCAGCUGGGGUCCUUCCACGCCCGCUGCAACGAGACGGGGUACUGCCAGUGUAGGGAUGGCUCCACUGGGCCAAAGUGCGAGGACUGCCUGCCUGGAUACAGCUGGAGACAAGGCUGCUCCCCCAACGUCUGCGACGACGACAUGCUGCUGUGCCAGAAUGGAGGCACCUGCUUCCAGAACCAGAAGUGUCUGUGUCUGCCAGAGUACAAGGGCCUGCUGUGUGAGCAGCUGCUCUGUGAGGGAGAGAGGGGCUGCAGCGGUGCCUCUGCCUCCUACCUCAGCCUGGUUGCCAUGCUGAGUUGCCUUCUAGCCAACACCCUGCUUAGACUAGUCACUGCUUGCUGA